UCCCCACCUUCCUCCGGCUCCCGCGCCCCCGCGCCGGGCGCCCACCCUGUGCUGCUGCGGGAGCGCGGUCCGCGGCGGCGGCCGGAGCGGGCCGGGCCGGGCCGGGCCGGGGAUGGCGCUGCUGGACCUGGCCCUGGAGGGAAUGGCCGUCUUCGGGUUCGUCCUCUUCGUGGUGCUGUGGCUGAUGCAUUUCAUGGCCAUCAUCUACACCCGAUUACACCUCAACAAGAAGGCAACGGACAAACAGCCGUAUAGCAAGCUCCCGGGUGUGUCUCUUCUGAAGCCACUGAAAGGCGUAGAUCCUAACCUAAUCAACAACUUGGAGACAUUCUUCGAAUUGGAUUACCCCAAAUAUGAAGUACUCCUUUGUGUACAAGAUCAUGAUGAUCCAGCCAUUGAUGUAUGUAAGAAGCUUCUUGGAAAAUAUCCAAAUGUUGAUGCUAGAUUGUUUAUUGGUGGCAAAAAAGUUGGCAUUAAUCCUAAAAUUAAUAAUUUAAUGCCAGGAUAUGAAGUUGCAAAGUAUGAUCUGAUAUGGAUUUGUGAUAGUGGAAUAAGAGUAAUUCCAGACACACUCACUGACAUGGUUAACCAAAUGACAGAGAAAGUAGGCCUGGUUCAUGGUCUGCCUUAUGUAGCAGACAGACAGGGCUUUGCUGCCACAUUAGAACAGGUAUAUUUUGGAACUUCCCAUCCAAGGUCCUAUAUCUCUGCCAAUGUCACUGGCUUCAAAUGUGUGACAGGAAUGUCUUGUUUAAUGAGAAAGGAUGUGUUAGAUCAAGCAGGAGGGCUUAUAGCUUUUGCUCAGUACAUUGCUGAAGAUUAUUUUAUGGCCAAAGCAAUAGCUGACCGAGGCUGGAGGUUUGCAAUGUCCACUCAGGUUGCAAUGCAGAACUCUGGCUCUUACUCAAUUUCCCAGUUUCAAUCCAGAAUGAUCAGGUGGACCAAAUUACGAAUUAACAUGCUUCCUGCUACAAUAAUUUGUGAGCCAAUUUCAGAAUGCUUUGUUGCCAGUUUAAUUAUUGGAUGGGCAGCCCACCAUGUAUUCAGAUGGGAUAUUAUGGUAUUUUUCAUGUGUCAUUGCCUGGCAUGGUUUAUAUUUGACUACAUUCAACUCAGGGGUGUCCAGGGCGGCACACUGUGUUUUUCAAAACUUGAUUAUGCAGUAGCCUGGUUCAUCCGUGAAUCCAUGACAAUAUACAUUUUUUUAUCGGCAUUAUGGGACCCUACUAUAAGCUGGAGAACUGGUCGCUACAGAUUGCGCUGUGGAGGCACAGCAGAGGAAAUUCUAGAUGUAUAACUACAGCUUUGUGACUGUACAUAAAGGAAAAAAGAGAAGUAUUAUAAAUUAUGUUUGUAUAAAUGCUUUUAAAGAUCUACCUUCAGUAGUUUUAUCACAUGUAUGUUUGAUAUCUGUUCUUUAAUUUAUUUUGCAUGGCACUUGCAUCUGUGAAGAAAAAAAAAAAAACACAUCUGUAGUCUUGGCCAAAUGGUACACUUUAUUUUGUGGAAGUAGUGAAUCAAGAGAAUUGGUUCUAGGAACCUGGGUUUGGUUUUCGUUGUUUGUUUAUUUUUUAAAAAUAAAUAUAUAUAUAUAAAUAUAUGAAUGCUCUGCAACAAACACUAUGACAGUAUCCUUCAGUAGAGAAAGUUUCUUAUCUGUGAGUACACUCUUUUAGAACAUUUAUGGGAUGGCAGCAGCUUUGUUUUGGAGUUUUGGAAAGACUAGAAAGGAAUCACUUUACACAUCUAAAGUGAAUGGUAUUGUAUGGUGAACAACCCACACUGAGGUACUAACUAAGAAACUUUUUCAUGCUCUAUGCCUACCUCUUGUAGUUGUUGCAGAGCCAAUAUAAAUUGAAAUAAGGUAGCUAGGCCUUGCAAAAACAAAUGGAAAAACUUUAAAAAUAAUAAUAGUAAAAGAGCUGGAGUCUAGUAUUUAUAUGAAUCUGUGAGAGAUAUUUUUUUUGGUCUCACUGCAAUGAACCAAAAGUGGUUGAGUUUGGUUUUUAAUUGUAGCCAUGUAUUGAAGGCAUCCUUUUGACCAACUCUUGUUGGUUCUGUCUUGAACCAUUGUUAAUCACUGUGCUGGUAAACCUUUCCUUCCCUGCUCCCUUACCCGACCCCACCCCAUCUUUCCUUAACUUUUUUUUCGGGGUGGGGGGGAUUUGGGGUGGUUUUGUUUUAGUGUGAGUGGAUGUUUUGAUAGUUGUGAGGAAAAAUGCAUUUCAGACACAUUUCACACAUGAGCUAUUUUCUUACUCAGUAUGUCUUAUUGUUAAAAAGAAUGUAAUUUCAUGAUACAGGUAUUUAAUAUCUUUUCUAAGUAAGUAAAUAUUCUAGCCAUCAAAUAAAUUGCAGUAGAGUAUUAAGUGAGGACAGGAUGAGUUUUACUCUUAAAAUCAAUCAGUAUCAAACUAAGUCUACUGUGUGUGUGUUUUUUUUUUUUUUUACUCUUACAGUUAGUCUAGUCUUAUUUAAAUUGGAUUUUUGUAUUCCAGUUUGUAUGACAGAGUAGACUAGAUCAGUGCUAGUUGUAAAUGCAUGCUGUCUUUCACUCUUCUCUCCCGUCCUGCUGCUAGACUUGCUUGUCAUGUUAUGCUUAACUUGUGGUGAACUGGACUUGUUUUUGUUUAAAAAAAAAAAAAAAUAGGCAAAAUGUAAGGGAUAGUGCAUAAGCCUUUUUUUUCCCCCCUGUAGUGGAAUUUUUGCUUUUUCUCUGGGAUUGGAUGGCAUGUUGUCUACAUGAACGCCUGCUGCAGGGCUGACGCUGGCAAUAUGGCAGCUUUCAAUUCUAAGUUACUACAGUUUCCAUGUCAGAGCAUAAUGUGUAGCAUAUCAGCAAUAAUUACAUAUUUAUAGAAAACGGACACAUUUUCACCUCACUGAGCCAAUUCAUUUAAUUGUCUAAUGACUAACAUACAUGGUUUCAAGUGUAAUAUACCUAUUAAUGUGUAUAUACUAUGGAUACACAUUAUGUAUAAGCUUUUCUCUGGGCCAAACUGCUUCAAUCAAAAAAUUUUUUUUCUUUCUCUUUUUUUUUUUUUUUUUUUUUUUGCGCCUUAUGACGAAUUUGUUUGAAGGGCAUUUUCUUCAUGAACAAAGGCUUUGAUGCAUAUUCCUUUCCAUGUGAAAUGGGUAGUAUUGCUCCCUGAGGAAAGUUGCACAGUGAAAACCAGUCUAGUUGUGACCCACUUUGUGUUUGUUUUUUUUUUUAAUCUCGAUUACAAAAGUUGAAUUUUGCGAAUAUGUUUGUAAUUUGUUGGUUUGUUUAAUGAAGUUUGGUUGAUGCCAUCCUUUGCACCGCUGAAGUGAAAUUUUGCUUAUUACUUAGCUUUUUGCUAAUCUCAGUAUGGGCAAUGUAACAACAAAUCCAAAUGGCUGGACAGACUUCUUGUGUUUUGUAAAUAUAAAAAAAUGACUGUUCUGUAUGUGUGUUUUAUGUGGUAACGGAGUAUUUCCUUCAAGUGAAACUUCAUUUAAGCAGAGUGAUUCUUUGUUUAGCAAGUUUAGAGUGGUGAUAAUAUGGUAAGAAAUCAUAUAAAUGUUGAAGAAAGCAUCACAACAGAACUGUAGGAGUCCAAAUUUAAUAAACCAUUAAAAAAACAAGUGUCUAGAAUAUACCACAUUUUAUUAUUUAAAAUCAUUGUAUCAAGUUUUUUGUUGAAAAUAAAAAUUUGAAUACAAUCAAAACAUUAACAAUAAUGUAUUUUUGUUUACUGCCUUUUCCUUUUUUUAUCUUUUUAUAAGUCACAUGUUGUGCCGAUCACAUCAGAAUUACUGGGAGAAUUCUCUCAAGCGUUAAUUUUGACAUCUUCCUUUUUACAAAACUGUGCUACAGUCAGGCUUACGGCUUAACAUUGGGCUUUUCUACAUUGGUUGCACAUUAGAAACACCCAGAGAGCUUCAAAAGAAGAAAUAACACAUGCCUGUGCCCUGCCCACAGAGAUUCUGGUUCAGGUACUCUGGGACGAGGCCUGAGCUCUGCUGGUUCUGUGCAGGCAGACCUGUGAAGCAGUGUCCCGUCAUCACCUGGAGAAGAGACCCAUUGGCCCCUUGGGCCCCUCCCACCCCGGCUCCCAGCCUCACUUGGCUUCUUAGGUGGUAUCACUCCAGUGGCGGGCAAGGCCCAACCAAGGAAAGGAAAGGAAUGGCUCUAGGCCUCCCAUGCAGAGACCAGCUAGACCCAGUGGCCCACACACUGGCCAGGGCCAGGCUCCUCCCACGCUGGAGGCCUCUCCACGUGUAUUUCACCAUCAGCCUGUGAGGGAAGAAAACUUUUAACUGGAGAGUAGAUCCCAGGGGAGGAAGGGUCUAAAAAGAAUUUGAAGUGAUGAAAAUGUUUUACUGUUAAAUAGUAGUGAUGGUUGCACAAUCUUGUGAAUAUAUUAAAAACCGCUCUGAAUUGUACCCUUUAAAAGGCAAAUUUUAUGGUCUGUUAAUUAUUAUACCUGGAUUUUUUUAAAUAAAGGAAAUAUUAAAAUCA
Molecule: messenger RNA, 4483 nt
Organism: Nyctereutes procyonoides (raccoon dog)
Lineage: Eukaryota; Metazoa; Chordata; Mammalia; Carnivora; Canidae
Gene: UGCG
Product: UDP-glucose ceramide glucosyltransferase
Exons: 9
Coding region: 113-1297 (394 amino acids)
Biological process (GO): glucosylceramide biosynthetic process
Cellular component (GO): membrane
Molecular function (GO): ceramide glucosyltransferase activity
Source: RefSeq, a predicted model, not a curated record